Messenger RNA from Paraglomus brasilianum, 1329 nucleotides. Lineage: Eukaryota; Fungi; Glomeromycota; Glomeromycetes; Paraglomerales; Paraglomeraceae. The record is from the annotation of a GenBank genome assembly.
AUGGUCUGGGAUAUGCAUGUCGAGACGGUGCCCGAACUCUGCAACCCGACGCUUUGGCGCUACAAAGGCGAGGGCAACGCCAAUGUCAUUUUGGCCCUAAGGAGUCCACAUGAGAGAUUCGGAGGUGUGGUUUUGCGUCUGCGCAAAGGCGGCGUCCUUAUGCAUGACGAGCAGCAAACGCCCGAGAUGCCCUCCUUCCUUAUAUCGUAUACUCGCGACGUAUUGGUCCCGUUGUUUGGUAAUCAGUAUACUGGUGAGACGAAAUUGUUACAAGUAACACCGGAAUUCUUGCAAUCUCUUGCGGAAGCAAUAGAGCCCUCCCGUCCUGCUAAAAGAAGACAUAUUGGAAUCGAUGUACACCAAGAAUUUGCUCUAUUGAUGCCCGACUAUACUGUAUUCACGUCAAGCGCAGGGGUCACUUUGGCAGUGGAACUUAAGCCUAAAUGGGGAUUUAUACCCACAUCUUCGUUUAUAAAACCAGAGAAUUCUGUAAAGCGUCUCACAUGCAGAACCUGCAUGCAUCAACAUCUCAGACAUAUGCAAGGUGAUCAAACAGUUGAGAUAAUAGACUAUUGUCCACUCGAUCUGUUUUCUUGCGAUGAGUCAAGGUUACGGAAGUCACUACCACAAUUAAUAAAGCUUGCCGGGAAUAAGUUUAAGUUGUUCAUACAAGGAGAGAAGAUCGAUAUUGGACAGGAUGGAUGGCACACAAAACUCAACGAAUUCUUUCAAAUUACUAACGACUUUGUGAACGAUUCCCAUCAAAGUAAUACACCAUAUCAGCUUUUUGUAGAUCUUUUGGUAAAGGCAAUUGUGAACGAACAAGGGCUCUUUCAACGGCUACGUUCUUUGCAAAAGUCGCUGGAUUCGCUGGAUAUCGAGGGAAUAUAUCUGCUCGAUCUAAUUCAGCAAGGACAGUUACUCGAACCAAACCUGGAAGAAUGGAAAAAGACUGUUGAAGUGUAUCUUAAACGAAUGGAAGAGACUGCUGCCGGACCGCUUGUAUUGAAAGACAUGACUCUAGACGAACAACGGCAAUCAUUGUACGAAUACUUGUUAUCUGCGACUCUGAAAGAUUGCUCCAUCAUGUUUAGUUUCCAAAAACCGGACGAUAAUUGUGACAGAACUUUGAGCGGUUCUCUUUUUAAUCAUAGCGAUGAUGUCAAGAGACUUGAAAUUGGCAACAUUCUAGAUUACGUCGAAUACAGGGUCAAACUGCUUGAUUUGGAUCCAAAAUCCGUUACAAAGUUACCAUAUUAUUAUGACUUGGACACAGAAAUAGUUAAAUGUUAUCAGAAGCGCGAAUUGCACCGAGAAUGUUAUGAAUAA